This is a messenger RNA of Rhizoctonia solani, 1095 nucleotides long. RefSeq lists its product as uncharacterized. Lineage: Eukaryota; Fungi; Basidiomycota; Agaricomycetes; Cantharellales; Ceratobasidiaceae. The coding region runs from base 1 to 1095 and encodes 364 amino acids. The transcript has 5 exons. The record is from RefSeq and is a predicted model, not a curated record.
AUGCCGAUCCCUGUUCAGUUUCGGGUUCUUGGUUUGUUCCUGAGCGGCAAGAAAUCCAUGGCUGGGAAUGAAUUGCCUGUCUCUUUAGCCUCCUUCCGCUCUCUACCAUCUUUGCAUGCCAAUGACUCUUCGCCGACAAAGGUUCACGGGUCGCAGAUGAUGAGAAUGAGGAGGGAGGUGUUGCCCCGUGCCCCUCAGGUCUCUGUCGUCACACAGACGAUCACUGCCAGUGGCGUCUCGACUUCGACUAGCACCAGCUUGCCCCAAACUAGCACUCCCGUUCCAAUUGGACCCAUGGUGGGGGGGAUUGUAGGUGGCAUGCUUAUUGUGCUGCUGGCCGUUGGGGGUUGGUGGUGGUGGGGAUCUCUAUUGAAUGACCCCAAAGCAAAUGGCGCUAAAGCUCGUCGGGCUCAGAGUCUGACCGCUGCCCGUACCAGACACAGCAAGACCGAGUCGACCGAGACCCUGAAGACGACUGGUGGUCGCUCCCAAACAACGCUCUCUGAGAAAACGCAAGAGAAGCAAUCAAAGAACAGUGCAGGGACCAAUGAAACAGUUCAACUCCCAUCUGCUAUUCUAGCCCAACAACAGAAGAACACACGCCCUCCGUUUAUGCACCAGGCAAACUCAAGCACGAGCCUUACUGGUUCCAAGUAUACGCCCUCGCGCCCCAGCCCUCUCGCUCUAAAUGUCGUAACUAGAGCCCUAUCCGUCGUAAGCGACAACCCGCCCACGGUGCUUGUUACUGCUCCCCCACAGUCCGAGGUCAAGGUCAUGUCGCCACAGUCGGCCGCACUCCAUAGCCUCUCACCGCUCCCUCCUCAAGUGCAUAUAGUUCCCCCAUCGCCGCCACCGCCGGCCCAUGUACUCCCCGUCCCAGGCACAGAGAAGAACCAAAGGCAAUCUGUGCAAUCCAUGCAAUCGGUCCAGAGCAUGGCAUCGGAGUAUUCUCUGGAUAGUCCGAUUGGGGUCGCAUAUGGUGGAGAUGAACUGGACGAGAGCCAUACAUCAACCCGAGAGAUGAAUGGAGGGCAUCGCGGGAGGAUGUUAUGGACCGAAUGCACGCGGCACACAAGGUCGCAGUCCAUUCGGUAA